Emericellopsis atlantica is the source of this 816-nucleotide messenger RNA. RefSeq lists its product as uncharacterized. The transcript has 4 exons. Lineage: Eukaryota; Fungi; Ascomycota; Sordariomycetes; Hypocreales; Bionectriaceae. The record is from RefSeq and is a predicted model, not a curated record. Bases 1 to 816 code for a protein of 271 amino acids.
AUGCCUGACGAGAUAUCCUGUGACCAGUGCGGUCUUGUACUGCCCUAUGAUCAGUUUUCCAAGCAGCAGCGCAAGAUGGACGACCCAUGCUGCAAGCGCUGCGUCGCUUGGACCGAAACACAGGAGCCCGAGAUUCCCUCUUCCUGGGGCGGAAGCGAGACAGUUUGGAAUGAGCAGAGCCUGGCACCUCUGGCUUCGGUGACCAACCGCAGCAGUGUCGGCGCAGAAGAUCGCGGCAAGGACCCCGUCGACGAGCGUGAUGAUCGAGUGUCCAACGCAGGCUUCCAAAACUACGCAGGUAGCACCGCCAGCGUGAGCAGCGCGCCCGCUCGCAAGCUGCCUCCGCACUUGCAGAGCCGCGUGAAGAGCAACGCCCCCUCGACCGCUGGAUCGGUCGCGAGCUCGGAAGCCGGGGGCGCGAUAACAAGCACGGCCACCAGUCAGCAGCGGCUGCCGCCGCACCUUCGUAGCAUGGGGGCGAGCAGUAUUUCGACGGCGACGACCGUGAGAAAGGAGAAGGACGACAUCAAGAAUUGGAAUAGCCAGACGUACAAUGCAUACGGCCCGAACGGCGAAAGUCAACAGCGUGUGCGCCAGCCGUCGACAGCCGCUUCAGCGUCUACAUCUGACUAUACUCCGUCCAUGAACUCGAACGGAGGCACUGGACGCCCAGGUGAAGCUGCCCCUGGCGGUACACGGACGACGACUCCUGCCCAGGGCAAACCGCAGGGCAGCACGCAGGCUGACGGUGCCGAAGAUAAGCCUGGCAGGAAGUGGGCGAAGCCUUCAAAGGCACCCCGUGGAUACUAUGGUUAA